AUUAUUAGCUAAUUUCACACUUAUUGCUAUAACCCAACACCGAACAAUUUAGAUUAACAUUCUUAAAUAAAAUAACAAUGAUACAUAGUUUAUUUAUAAUAAAUUCAUCGGGAGAUGUUUUUUUGGAAAAACAUUGGAGGAGUGUAAUCUCAAGAUCCGUAUGUGAUUAUUACCUGGAAGCUCAAAGAGCAAAUUCUAAUGAUAUCCCCCCGGUUAUAGCAACGCCCCAUCAUUACCUUUUAAGUAUACAAAGGGGUGGUGUUAGUUUUGUUGCUGUUUGUAUGGAAGAAAUCCCUCCGUUAUUUGUCAUUGAGUUUUUACAUAGAGUUGUUGAUAUAUUUCAAGAUUAUUUCUCUGAUUGUACUGAAAGUAUUAUUAAAGAAAAUUAUGUCGUAGUUUAUGAAUUAUUGGAUGAAAUGCUUGAUAAUGGUUAUCCAUUAGCGACAGAAAGCAAUAUUUUGAAAGAACUAAUUAAGCCACCGAAUAUUUUAAGAACAAUUGCUAAUACAGUUACUGGAAAAUCAAAUGUAAGUGGAACUUUGCCAACCGGACAACUUUCAAACGUUCCUUGGAGACGUACGGGGGUUAAAUAUACAAAUAAUGAGGCUUAUUUUGAUGUUGUUGAAGAAGUAGAUGCGAUUAUUGAUAAAUCUGGAUCAAUAGUUUUCGCAGAAAUCCAAGGAUAUAUUGAUUGUUGUAUUAAAUUAAGCGGAAUGCCUGAUUUAACUUUAUCGUUUAUCAAUCCAAGACUUUUCGAUGAUGUUAGUUUUCAUCCUUGCGUCCGUUUUAAACGUUGGGAGGCAGAAAGAAUUUUGUCUUUUAUCCCCCCCGAUGGUAACUUUCGCCUUCUUUCCUAUCAAAUAACCGCCCAAAGCAUCGUUCCAAUUCCGAUUUACGUCCGAAACAAUCUAAUCAUCCGUUCGGGUGAACAACAGGGUCGUUUGGACAUCACCGUUGGCCCAAAACAGACGUUGGGUAGAACGAUCGAAGCUGUUAAAAUCGACGUUUUAAUGCCAAAAUGCGUCCUGAACUGUAUACUAACCGUUAAUCAAGGUAAAUACAAUUUCGAUCCGGUCUCAAAAAUUCUCAGUUGGGAUAUCGGCCGAAUCGACGUCGCUAAAUUACCGAAUAUCAGAGGAACGGUAAGUUUAACAAGCGGUUUUAAUACCGGCGAUGUUAAUCCAACUAUAAAUGUGCAUUUUACGAUCAAUCAAUUAGCUUUGAGUGGGUUAAAAGUGAACCGAUUAGAUAUGUACGGUGAAAAAUAUAAGCCGUUUAAAGGGGUUAAGUAUAUAACUAAAGCGGGAAGGUUUCAGAUUAGGAUGUAAAAAUUUUUUUGUCUUAAAAUGAACUGAAUGGAAAAAAAAAUUUUUGUUUUAUU
Onthophagus taurus is the source of this 1381-nucleotide messenger RNA. It is a transcript of the gene carmine, whose product is annotated as AP-3 complex subunit carmine. The record is from RefSeq and is a predicted model, not a curated record. Gene Ontology annotation, biological process: intracellular protein transport; vesicle-mediated transport. NCBI's taxonomy places the organism in Eukaryota, Metazoa, Arthropoda, Insecta, Coleoptera, Scarabaeidae. Gene Ontology annotation, cellular component: clathrin adaptor complex.